GCAAUGAGUCGUAAUAUCGUGUCGUCGAAAAUCUUUUCAUAGCGUCGGCGCCGAGUAACGAUGAAGUCGAGUGAAUCUUUAUGCUACAGUUUGGAUAUGCAAAGUGCCGCAAGGCUACCGAAUGUCCUUUUAGUCGUAGACAUUAAAGUCUGAAUUGAAACGAAAGAUCGCCCUGCAAAUUCGCUAAAAGAAAAAAAGAAGAAAUUACGAGCGACAUUUUUAUCUGGAAUGCGUUUACAUUCCAGCGCCGUUUCCGCGUAACUGAAGCGAACAUGAUUUGUACCUCACCAGCUGACAAGUGUGUGAAAUUUUCCAAUCUGAACUCAAACGGCUUCUUCUUAACCGUACAACCAGUCGGGCGUGGUCAUGUUGGCGGUGGUCCCGUUUCUUGCAUAUGUCACUUGGACACUUACAAUCCCAGCCAGCGUUGAUGCUGGCUGUACGAUCUCCAUACGAUACCCAGGCGGCGAUCUUAAGGAGCCUCAACCGUUAAUCCUGACAUGGAAAAACACGAGUUUCCUGUAUCCGAAGAACGACGAUGAGAUAUUACGAAUACAUACGGGAGAUACCAUAUAUCUGGCGUGUCCAGGCAAGAAUAAUUAUCUCAACAAUGAAUUGUGGGGUAGCGAGGCCGAAGUUACUUGUGUACGGAAUAAGCUAUUUCGCGUCUCUACGAAUGAUCGCUCUCAAGGUGGUCUCUAUGAGUUUUCGGCCUUGGUUUGCGCGAAGAGCCCUACGGAUAUUACCCGAAAAAACUUAAAAACGACAGCGCAAGGUGGCAUCUGCAGCCACACCUCCGUUGACAUUGGUUUCAAAGUGAGCAACACCUUCAUCCCUACUUUUGAAAUAUGUCGCGACGACUCGAGGUAUAUGACGUAUUUUGCGAAGUCCCGCAUAACAAGUCAUAUCGGCAAUUUGCAGAAAAGUUAUCCCAGGCCACAAUUCAAGCAAGGGACUUUUUAUAAAGGAAUAAGUGUAGACAAUUUAUAUCAAUUCAAUACCCAAAAGGAAAUGCUCACUAGAAUCCUGGGAUCGUCCGAGUUGGUGGAAGAACGAUUGCAAAAGUCGGUGCAGUACCUCGCUCGCGGUCAUUUAGUGGCCAAAACGGACUUCGUGUAUGGCUCCCAGCAAAACAGCACCUUUUGGUUCCUAAACGUCGCACCUCAGUGGCAGACUUUUAAUAAUGGCAAUUGGAAAUGGCUGGAAAACAGCGUCAAAGACUUUGCCAGCAAACGGCGAUUGGAGCUCGACGUUUACACGGGAGUACACGGUCAAAUGACCAUGGAAGAUAUUGACGGCGUGCAAAAACGCAUAUACUUGUUCCCUGAAGAUGAAAUAUUGCCCGUACCCAGGUACUUUUGGAAGAUCGUCUAUAAUCCAUUAAAUAAGCAGGGUGUCGCGUUUGUGGGCCUGAACGAUCCCUUCGUACAGUCAAUUACAAACAACUUAAAAAUCUGCACAGAUAUCACCGAUCAGAUCAACUGGGUAAAAUGGUCUCCUAGCAAUAUCACGGCUGGUGUUUCUUACGCCUGCACCGUUAACGAGUUACGAAAUAGGGUGCCUGAAGUGCCAAACCUUCGUGUAACCGGUCUCUUAAAGUAACAUAAAAACGAAUCAGUCCGGCAGACUCCGACUUUGUACAUGUCGCCGUCAGAUGCGAAAUAAUAAAAUUUGCAAUCGUGACGGAUUAAUUCUUAUGAUUUUAAAUAUUUUCUUUAUAUUUAAUGUACUUAAAACAUUAACGUGAGUCACUAUUGCGGAAGAUAUUUUAUGAUUUAUAUUAGAUAUUGGCGAGAAAGUUGAAAUGCAUUUCGUACUAUAAAAAUUAUCUUAAUGGAUAUAUGAAUUUGACGUCUCAUUUGUGAUAUUUCUAUCUAGAAUAUAGAAGAUCUAGAUAGUUCAGAAUUACAGUAAACCUAUCUAAUAGAGAGAACGUCUGAUAAAGCUUGUAUGGAAGAAACUGAAUCGAAUCGCAGUGACCCGUAUGUCGGCUGGCCGAUUUCCAAAAUGCACCAUAGAGAGAGAGAACGUAACGUCUCAAGAACAAAUGAGUUAUUAAGCGGAUGUGCUACGUAGACGCGAACCGGUAACAUGGGGAUACAACUUCUUAUUGAGACGAAUUGUCCUGGAGGAAUUAUUUCCAUUACGUUGUAGCAAGAUUCACUCGUGCAUGUUGCACCGAGAUAUCAUAUUAAAUAUUAAUGAUGUUGAGAAAUUAUGCGUUGACAUCCGACACGAGUCAACUUUAUCUCGAGCUCGAUAAGACAACAUUUAUUUUUCAAGAUUAAAGUUCUCGGACUGUUAUCUGCGUCAUAAUUUUGUAAGAGGACUCGUUCCUCACAAAAAAGAUAUCGGAUAUCUUUUGCAGACCGAGAGAGAGACGCGUCGAACAUGUACGUGCAAACAAAUGACGAAGUUCUACGUUAAUCGUUAAAAAAAAUGUAAACUGAAAUAUCACGUUACGAUAGAAUGCCAAAUCGUAUAUCAUCGCUGUACCGAUAAAGAUAUGUACAACACGGAACGAAAAUAUUUGUAGACCGCAUUCACAUAUGUAUGAUAUGUGUUUAUAUCAUUCGCGUAUUGUUUUAAGCUUACUGAUUGCUUCACGAUAGAAGUAGAUAAAAGUUCUACGUGCAAUAGUUAGAACAGCAACAGUAAUAAAAUAUAAUGUGCACAAAAAAUAGUAUAGACUAAAAAAAAUUGCAAUCUAUACGAAACUUUAUUUACUUUACUUUUACUUUAUUUACUUCAUGUAUCUAAUGGCGACAUAUACGUAUUAAGUGUUAUAAAAAGAAAAAAUCAUUCCGGCAUUUAACUAUGACAAUUUCCUCUCUUACAUCUUCCAGCAGCAAUAUUAAAAGCAUUAUUAUCAGAAUUAUGACACAAUAUUUUUUAAAAUAAAAGGGGCAACACGCGCGCAAAAUAUAUUUGCGCUUCCAAGUUCAUUCAGAAAAAAUUCAAUUCGAAUUCAUCACAUAUCCAAUAUACGUGUUCGUAUUACGGUAAUUUUGUUACAAAUACUGAAGUAAAAUACAAUAUCCCAGCUAAAUGAGAGAGCAAAUUGUUAAAUAAAAUAUAGAAACAACAUCAAAUAUUAAUAUUCGGUGAAUUAACACAUACAAAUGUUUUCCGGAUUAUCUUAAAUUACAAAAAAAUACUACGUCCUCCGAGCUUAAUGACGCAUAUUUGAAAACAUCAAAUUGUUUGAGACAUACGACUAUUCCUACGUAAUACGUUCGCUCAUGCUCGCAAGCUGCAAAGUUAAUACUUUCCUGAUAUGCCAUUUUCUAAAUCUAAUAUUUGUCUGAACAUUAUUGUUCGUACGUCAAACAAUCUGAUGUGUGACAGCACACAAUGUUGUAACGUUAUCUAAAGGGGAUCUGACACAAAAGUUUGGGCCGUAUAAUUAAGCUCAAGGAUAAAUUCCAUCGGUAAGAAUUUAGACUGACUUUUGAAGAACGUAAGCGAGAGAACAUACGGGACCCUCUUCCGUCCGAUAGUUCGCGAGAGAAAUGAAAAGUAGGGCGAGGAUCGUAAAAGCAGAGCAUGCCGCCUCGUAUCUCGCCUUGUACGUGUCCGCAUCGAGAUUUAAACCCGUCGGAGCAUUCUGGGGAUUUCUCGGUGCUUUCCCUCUCCAACGGAACGAUGGAGAGCAUCGAGGUAAGAGCGUCGAGAGUCUCUGUUCGAUAACUCCGAUUCUAUUUUCACAACAGCCCCCGAUACAACUGAUUCUAUUUAUUAGGUGACAAGUCAGAUUUGCCAGAAACGACUUGCGCGAUGUUAAUUGCAUCGUUGCUCUCGUGCGACUGUAAUCACUUUGAAAUGUUUCUAUUUGAUUUACCGAAAACAAAAUCGGUCGUACGAUAUGUAUAAUUGCGAGACUCGGUUGCGAAGUUUGGGCAGUUAUAGUGUGAAAGAUAAUCAAGAAAAGGUUGUGUACAUAGUCUCUCGUAAAGCGAAAUUCGUUGCAGCUGCGGAAAAGUUAACAAAGCGUUGCAUAGCAAUAUUUAUUUAACCGAUUUGGAACUCAAUUACAAGCGGCGCGUUGUCGGAGAUUGCGAGAGAAAAUGACAAUUUCAAUAGCCACGAAAUAAACGACACAGAAGAACGAGAAUACAUCGUCGCGUAUGAAAACGCUGUGUUUCGAAAUAUCUUAACCCUCUCGCUAUCAAUGAGAUAUAUGUUUUUCUCAUUACUAAUAAUAAUCUUAUUUAAUUAAAUAAUCAAUUUUUUUAGCAUUUA
Odontomachus brunneus is the source of this 4242-nucleotide messenger RNA. RefSeq lists its product as uncharacterized. Gene Ontology annotation, biological process: apoptotic DNA fragmentation. Gene Ontology annotation, cellular component: nucleus; mitochondrial inner membrane. The coding region runs from base 367 to 1602 and encodes 411 amino acids. The transcript is spliced from 4 exons. Gene Ontology annotation, molecular function: metal ion binding; single-stranded DNA endonuclease activity; RNA endonuclease activity. NCBI's taxonomy places the organism in Eukaryota, Metazoa, Arthropoda, Insecta, Hymenoptera, Formicidae. The record is from RefSeq and is a predicted model, not a curated record.